AUGGCUGAGAAUUCCAAGUCUGCUGGAGAUGCUGCAGCCGCCUUUAAUCGGCACUUCGACCAGCAGCGCGCUGCUCAGGGCAGUCGCGUUAACCACCAGCAGCCUGGUCCUUCUUCAUUCCGUGGACGUCAUCAUAACCUUGAUGCUGAGUCUGACUUCUUGAAUAAUCAGCUCGGAGAUCUGAGCCUCGAGCAGGGCAAUACUCGCCAGCCCAACUUCUUCCACCCUACCCCUCCGCCUCAACAUCUCUUCACCCCACCUCAACAGAGCACCUAUGCCUCGAUUGAUGAGGCCGCCUUGGCCGAGGCUCGAAUGAACUCGGCUUUCACCCAACCGACCAGCAACUUUACCAGCGAGACGGCCUCAUCUUCUUCCACUGUCGUCCCCAACUACUCGCCGUAUGGACAUCAGCAUGAAGGUCCCCUGAGAUAUAGCCACUACCAGCAUAGUGGUUACAUGAGUGGACCAUACUCCCUCCACACUUUCGCUCCUGCUCCGACGGCAGUCGCUGCCCGUCCUGCUUAUCAGCAGGUCCAGCAGGCUCAGCAGCGCAACGCUGCUGAGCCUACUCCUUUAGCAGUGGCUGCUGCUUGGGAGGGCGCCUUUGAUGACGCCAUGGACGAGUGGAUGCAGGAGCAGGUCCGCAUUGAGGCCGAUGAAGCUUCUGCCGCCACCGAGGCUGAAGCCGCCGAGGCAGAGGUGGCUGAGGCCAAGGAUGCUGCUCCUGCCCUUCCGAGCCCGUCUGACCUGGCCAAAACCGCUCAGCUGCUCGUGUCUGCCGUUGAGAAUGACGAUUCGGAUAAGUUCCGAAACUCAUCCUUCAUGCACCUGAUGCGCCGCAUUGCAGCACAGGAGGUUGUUAUAGAGGACAACAACUUUGUCACGGCCUCGCCGGCUGAGCCGACCUUGGACGUCGAGCGCCCUGACAAGGGCAAAGGCAAGGCUGUUUACCCUGAGAAGAAAUAG
Molecule: messenger RNA, 966 nt
Organism: Pestalotiopsis fici W106-1
Lineage: Eukaryota; Fungi; Ascomycota; Sordariomycetes; Amphisphaeriales; Sporocadaceae
Exons: 3
Coding region: 1-966 (321 amino acids)
Source: RefSeq, a predicted model, not a curated record